Molecule: messenger RNA, 2431 nt
Organism: Thunnus maccoyii (southern bluefin tuna)
Lineage: Eukaryota; Metazoa; Chordata; Actinopteri; Scombriformes; Scombridae
Product: epithelial membrane protein 2-like
Exons: 5
Coding region: 674-1162 (162 amino acids)
Cellular component (GO): plasma membrane
Source: RefSeq, a predicted model, not a curated record
CACUCAAGCUAUGACUUGCACUCAUUUGCCCCCACCUCUUUUCCAUCGCAACCAACAACAUUCCUUCAUCCUGAAACUCCUUCCUCAGAAACAAAAGCGGGAAAAGAGAGAGGGCGGCGGAUCAGGAAGAAACACCACACGUUUCUGCGCCUGUGUUUGACUGUUUGUUUAUAUAUAGAGAACAGCAACGAUGUGAUUGUGAUUUGGCCCAGGCUGCAGUCUGUCGCCAUGGUAACAUGCGUAGAAUCAUUGUCAAUGCGCAAUGUUAUGGGAGUUCCCCCCUCAAACAUCAGUGAGUCAUUCGCUGUCCUCUGGGAGAAAAUCACCACCAUCAGCUGAGUGACAAAUGCAUGAGACACCGCCCCACAAAAGUUGAAAUGUGGCUGGUUUGCCUUUGGAUGUGUGUAAAGUAGGCAGGAAGAAAGAAGAGGGAGGGACAGGGAGACAAAGCAGUGGGUAGAGUAGGAGGGGAGACAGAAAGUGAGGAACAGAUUAUGUGAUAAAGGAAGCAAGAGGUUCAGGGGUGUGGACUUAAAAAGAGGGCAGGGUAAAAGUGGGCGGACGAGUAGAUUCUAGUGUUUGUGCAUUUAGACUCUGAGUCUGAAAUUUGUAUCCUAGACAGCAGCAGGAAUUAGACUUGAAGAGACAGACAGCCAUCAAACAUACAGUCAUCAUGCUGAUUCUCCUCGCUGGCAUCUUUGUCCUUCACAUCAUAAGCAUCAUCCUCCUUCUGGUGGCAACCAUUGACAAUGCUUGGUGGAUGACUAAUGACAUGGCCACCGAUAUUUGGGGCCGGUGGACAUACAUGAACGGGGCGUGGAACUACACUGAUCUCCCCACAGGCUCACACUACCCACAAGAUUACCUCCAGGCAGUGCAGGCCAGCUCAGUGCUAGCUUGUAUAUUCUCCAUCCUGGGCAUCUUUGUGUUUGUGGCUCAGCUCUUCACCCUGGAGAAAGGACAGAGGUUCACCAUCACUGGCAUCUUUCAGUUCCUUGCCUGUCUUUGCAUCAUGAUCGCAGCCUCCAUCUACACAGACCGCUUCCACAUCAAUGAGCAGUUUGGCUGGUAUGGUCACAGCUUCGUCCUGGCGUGGAUCUCUUUUGCCUUCACGUUCAUUUCCUCCAUCAUUUACUUUGUGCUACGCAAGAAGACUGCAUGAGAAGAACACUAGAGCUAGCUCAAACCAGCCCAAAAUCUUUGGCUGGAUCUACUCUUUUCAGUGAAAAUCUGGUUUUAGUUACCAAGUGAUAUGUGGCAGAUUCCAGAGGGGUUAGUGUUUAUAUUUGUCUGUUUUUGAUAUCAGUGAAAUCAGAUUUGAGCUGCUAGAGUAUAUUCAGCUAUAGAUAUAGCAGCCCUGUUGAUCCUCUCAAAUACAUAUUGGUGUUUAAUUGAGUCUGCUGCUGUCAGACAGUCAGAGUUUCACAUUUUGUGGAGUGUCUUGGUUAUUUCUGCGGUAAAGGGCAAGCUCAAUAAAUCACAGCUGUAUUUGAGUGGAAUGUUACUUUCAACUCAGAGUUUGGGUUGGACUUCCAGAAGGCAUCUAAGGAUAAAGAAUAUUUUUGUCAUUAACGGGACAAAAAAAUGCCGUAAUGCUUGAAAGAUGCCACAAUAAAUUAAGAUCUAUCAAUAGUUCUGACUUAUAACAGAAGCAGAUUGAAGAGUAAAAUCUGUGGUCUUUAUUUUUUUGUAUUGUAUAUUUACAUCUAGAUAUGAGGAUAUGUUGGAUAAAAAGGGGCGAGUUUAUUAUUUUAGUUUUUCAUUAUUUUAUUGUUAGUUCAUCAACUUUAUUUCUCAUACCAGCUCUGGUCUUACUUUAUGUUACAUGUCACUAAUGAAACAGAGUGUAACCACAAUGUGAUUACAUCAAUGAAGUCUUAAACAUCUAAAAAAUUUAUUCAUAUGUGACAUUUUUGCAGAUUUGUGUGUAAUCUAAUGAUAAGACUAUGCAAUGAUACAAAGUUUAAAAUUAAUAAUAAAAUACAGUUGAGUUUGUUUUGUAAUUAUUUGAGAUUAGGAAGAUUAGUGUAAAAAUACAAUACCAAAUCAUUUACUAUAUACAGUACAAUGGCUCUCAGCCCAGGAACAUUAUUUCAAUGAUAGUUUUUUAAAUAGAUCAGAGUGAUUAAAACCUAAAGUAGUAAGAAUUAAAAUAAAUUUCAGUGAUGACCAUUUUGAGUUACACUCACCUAGUAUGUAUGAAAUACAUAAUAUAACUCACCCUCACAACCUUUCAUAUACUUUCAGUCUUUGUCAAACCAGCACCGUCGUCAUAUGCUGUGACAGAAAGGAAGCUGUCUUGACUCAUAAAGCCUGAGAUAUGACGUGUAAAUAUGCUUUGUAUGUCUAAUGCUGUUUUAUUUUUGCCAAUGUUAUUACUCAUCAUGGAUGACAAUGAUUUUUACAAUAUUAAAACUUGAUUUUAAACUAA